This is a messenger RNA of Symbiodinium sp. CCMP2592, 4428 nucleotides long. Lineage: Eukaryota; Dinophyceae; Suessiales; Symbiodiniaceae. The record is from the annotation of a GenBank genome assembly.
AUGGCAGAGCCUGCCAUCUUUAGGCUUCCAGAUCCUGGGGACGGUGAGCUUGAGGACAGAGAGUCCGAGUCAGAGGCCGAGGAAGCUCCCAGGUCUGCAGGUGCCCUGCGGACUGUUCGAUAUAGGGACAGACUUCGAAAUGCUUCCCGUGCAGAGGUUUUGUUUCUGUAUGCGAAAACCUGUGGCGACGAAUCAGAAUCUUUGGGCACCGCUGCUGCAGGGAAUUAUUUGUUUUGUGUUGCUGAGCUUGGGGGAAAAUGCAUCAAGCCGUUGGGUGCCCAAGAGCACUUGCAGCAGCAAGAUACUUGGCGAGCUCGGCGUCAGAAACGUCGCGAUCGAGAUUUCGCCGCUAAGCAGAUGUCCCUCCAGAACCAGACAACCCGAAACCAGAUGUUCAAGUGCUGUUUGAAGUCUCUUUUUCGUUUCAGGGCAGCUGUCCAGUUGGGGCCUGCCCAGGCUGCAGUGGCAGGUGCCUGGUGCCGGGCACCUGCAGCUGCUAACCAGGGUGCGGUGACUCCUGUUCCUGCGAUGCCCGCCUUGGCUGGCAGGUUGGCGGUUUUGCCUGCAGGGCAAGCGCAAUGGGUUUUUCAAGCUGCUGCGCCAAGCGUCAUCUUCGAAGCCGUUGCAGAUCGCCAGGGCCUUUACACUUGCUUUGCAGACGGACAGGCGGCGGAGCCUGAAGUAGGCACUGCGAGGCGUUACCUAGGGCGUCCUUUCUGGAUGGUUCGCUUGCCACCAACUGUCAUGAAGCAUUUGAUGGAGAUAGGCAAGGAGUUCGUGGUUCCUGGUGGGCUUGUGACUUCUUUGGGGCACCAGUUGCCCGGAACCGUUCCUGCUGCGGCAGAAGGAAGCCCCAGUGAUGGUGCCGACAGUGGUUCCUCUUCCUCCUGCGAGAUGAAGAAAGUGCGCAGGCCGGCCAUGCAAGAAAUCCUGUUGGGAAAGCUCGCUUACAAGCUCAGCUCAACGGUAGGCAUUCAAGAUGUGGUUCGCACCGUCCUUCGAAUGUUAGUGCCAGAUAGUUUAGGUCUGGCAGACAACAUGAAAGUGUCGCAUGGGCAUGUGCGGAAUAUCUUGCUAAAGCUUGAUGCCUUGCAUUCCUUGUCUCGCCGGUUCCUUGCCACACCAGGUGGUGGGGCAGACAAGUCGCUGCGAAUUGUCAGGUACAUCAGUCCUGACAGUUCCCCGCAAGCGAAUUAUGAUUAUUUUUGUGCGACAGAAGAGUUGCUGCUCUAUCGUUCCGACGAGCUUCCAAGGGAUGCGGGUGGAAAUGUCCAGAGUAUUGUGGGCGCUCAAGCUUUGGCGAGCGAGGCAAUACAGGAGGAUUUUCGUGAAUUGCCGCUCUUUCAUUCCGCUCUACACAUACCGGGAACACUACACAUAGUGUUUAACGCACUGGAAUUCAGCUUGAAGCAGCUUGAAACCUGGCAAAAAUUCGAGAAACAGUUGAACAGCAUCACCCGUGUGUGCAAAGAAAAGAGUUACUCAGAAGUAAUUCUUGUGAGAAUGAUGAAGCAUGCGAGCCCCGAGGAGAGACGGUUGUUGCAUCGGAUGGAUGACCUCUUAGACUGGAGGUGGGAUUCGCUCGCAAGAGUGCUGAAGGUUUGGGUUCCUCUAUAUCCCACCUUCAAGAAAUAUUGGAACCCAGCUGUUUUUGGUGGGGACAGCUCGUCAGUCACAAUUCGAGCUGUGACGGAAGCGUUGGCAGACGAGUGCCAUUUCGACAUGGCAGUGUGGACGCAUCAGUUCUCUGCCGAGGCCACCAGGCUGGCCCACUUUUUCGAGGGUUGUCACUGCCAUCAGGAGCAGCUGACAGACCCAGAAAACCGGGAAAAGAUAAACUGUUGUUGGAAAGGCAGGCGCUUGCCUUGGCUUGCGGUUGGUAAUCUCCAGGGAGCUUUGCAAGAUGCCAUGACAAACAACGAGAUUAGUGUUCUUGCGCAUCUCUUGUCUCGUUCUAGUGAAACUGCAAGUCGGAUGGCGCACAUGGCGGACACGUGCAACAAAGUAUUUGUUGCCGUUAUCCAGCAAAAGCUUGCGUAUGCUCAGCAAGUACCAUGGGUGUUUGCCGCAGCGUUUGCGGGGUAUAUGGGCGAGACUUGGGGCCGAGUGAAAAAGGUUCUUCGGCCACAUCUUCAGAACGUUGACAACAUGAUCUCCAGUGGCCAAGUCGGCGCUCUAGACUCUGUUACACAUGCUUUGUUUGGACCAACCGACACAGGCCGCAUGCUCCGAGAGUUUCUGAACUCGGAGGAUGACGUGCCCCUUGAUCGAUGGCCAGCGUUGUUUUGGAGAGUACAGGAAUAUGCCUUUGUUUCUUUGUCCGAGCGACACACGGAGAGAGAGCAUGUCGGUGUCAAGGUUGCAGCAAACCGUGGUCUCACAAAGGCUGGGCCUGCAGUUGUCUGCAGCCGCAAGCGCAGAGAUCAAGUGUUGGAGAUGCUGGAAGAUGAGAAACAGCUCGCUUUCUUGGUCAAAAAUUGGCGCAGCAGGCGCCUUUGGAGUAGCCUGCUGGAGCACAUGCUCACUCACGAAGAGGUUCGACUUAUGGAGACGCCAAAGAGGCUUUCCCGCUUGUACGGGUAUAGCGAGGAAGACCACUUCAAAGAUUGCGAGGACUCUGUUCGCGCUGAUGCCGUUUACCGCCAAACUUUGAGAGAUCAGACUUUGUUACUGGCCGGAAGCUUCAAGCUUCCGAGUGCUUCCUACCAGGUAGUGAACUGGCUGAAAGGCCAUUUGGCGACGGGCGUGUUUUUCAGUGUGUCCACGCAUGUCUUUGAGCUACUUGUCGACAGGGGUCGGAGAUGUGAAGACCCAGCCGCAUCCUUCAGAACCGACGUGCUGCUGUCUAUUCUGCGAGCCGACGUCCACCCUCGGGUAAGUGAUCGUGCUUCGGUUUUCUGCUCGGUGCUGGAUGCCAGGCCAGAAGCAAGAACGGAUGCUCGUGUUUCGCGACCUGCUGCACACAUCACAGACCCGAAGCUAGGCCGCCGCAGCUGUGUGGUUGUGCAGCGUUUCCACGACGUGGAUGUUUCCCAGGGCGUGCACGGCCUUGGUGGAGAUGUGCGGGUGGCGUGCACGAAUGUGCGGAUCGAGGUUCUCGACUUGGCACGGGUGUGCACAGCAGAGAACUUGAAAGCCUUUUGUGCAAACUGUUUGCUCUGGCGUGCUAUGCCUGCGGAACUGGCCUUGGCUCUGGGAGACGAGUCCACGCAGCCAGGUUUGCUGCAGGAGCCGCAAGUGCAGAAACUUCCAGAGAUUGUCUUAGACAGCGAUCCUGCCUGCUUGUUGAGUCGACCGCCUCCGGAUCCGCAUGUGGAAGAUGCCCUCGACAUCCUGCACCCCCCUGCCCAUGUCGUGCAGAAUGCGGACGACUCUGCGGUGCUGCAGGUCUACGGUGCUCCGUGUAGCGACCGAGAAAUGCAAGCUAUCAAAGAGUUGCUGCGAGCAAGGGCCAUCGGCAUUGAAUCUGCUGUGUAUGCCACAGACCUUGAACACUUCGAUGCUGUUGCACUGGAAGGCUUGCGUGACCGAGGUCUUGUCAUCUGCGAGACUGAUAUGUUCUCAGAUGUAUCCGUCGCCUUGACGGGCAAGUUGACCUACAGUGCAAGCUUGGUGCUGGCACGGCCAUUGUUGCUUUGGGAGCUUGACCAAACGACUUUGACUCGAGGCCAGAUGCCAGGCCGAUCAAAGUUGGAGUUAAUUCGUUUGUUGUUUGUCUUGGGCUGGGAGCCAGGGCUGGGCCGGGAAGCGUGGCAUCGCAAGCAGGGAGAGAAACGUCUUCCAGAUGACGUUCUAGUUUGCAGCCUCCCCUUCCUCAGAGCUUUGAUGCUGAGUCGGCUUAUAUGGGAAAAGCCCGGCAACUUGUCGGGCAUUUACUUGAAAGGCCCCCAGCAGUAUUAUGAGUUCUUGGUGGAUCAGGACGAUCUCAGCAGCUUGCGGGAUGCUUCUGCAGAGGAAAUCAAUGCUCGGUUCGCGCAGAAGAAAAAAAGACCUGCUGGCCGCAGCUUGACAAGAGAUGCGGCUACAGGUCUGGAGCUUGACCCAGAGGCUGAUGAUGCCGAGUUAGAAGAGCUUGUGCAAGAGCUGCCUGAAAAGCUCAUGCAAGCAGAAGAGCCGCAGCCAAGCAUGGCCAGCGGUGGUAGACGUGUCGCUCCUCUAGAAAUCGACUUGGGAGGCGGUAGGACACAGGUAGUGCAUUUUGACAAUUUCACACACUCCAGCGGUCAGCUCCGAGCAUUCGUUGCUUGCGAGACACACAGCGGCUGCCGCUUGUACACGUUUGUACGGCAUCAUGGCAGCCGCAGGCGGGCUGCUGCCUUUUUGCUUGCUUGGCAAAUGCGAGCAGCUCACCACCGCAGAGCUGAAGCUCACAUUGCGGACAAGCCAAGUGAAGAGCAGGUGGAUGCCAUGAUGCUCCGGAUCGCUUGA